Nanorana parkeri is the source of this 630-nucleotide messenger RNA. RefSeq names its product S-modulin. The record is from RefSeq and is a predicted model, not a curated record. The transcript is spliced from 3 exons. Gene Ontology annotation, molecular function: calcium ion binding. Bases 34 to 630 code for a protein of 198 amino acids. Lineage: Eukaryota; Metazoa; Chordata; Amphibia; Anura; Dicroglossidae.
UUUAGUUCCUAGAACUUCUAGUUUUUGGUCAUCAUGGGUAACAGCAAAAGCGGGGCCCUUUCCAAAGAGAUUUUGGAGGAGCUGCAGCUGAACACCAAAUUCACGCAGGAGGAACUGUGCACCUGGUACCAGUCUUUUCUAAAGGAGUGCCCCAGCGGGAGGAUUAGCGAGAAGCAGUUCGAAAGAAUCUACUCCAAGUUCUUCCCAGACGCUGACCCAAAAGCUUAUGCCCACCACGUCUUCAGGAGCUUUGACGCCAACAGCGACGGCACGUUGGACUUUAAGGAAUACAUGAUAGCCAUUCAUAUGACCUCAUCGGGCAAAGCCAACCAGAAACUAGAGUGGGCAUUCUCCUUAUACGACGUGGACGGCAAUGGGACCAUCAACAAAAAAGAAGUGCUGGAGAUCAUUACGGCAAUAUUCAAAAUGAUUAAUGCCGAAAACCACAAACAUCUUCCGGAGGACGAGAACACCCCGGAGAAGAGAACCAAUAAAAUAUGGGACUACUUCGGCAAGAAGGACAACGAUAAACUGACUGAAGGAGAAUUCAUUCAAGGAAUCGUCCAGAACAAAGAAAUUCUGCGUCUGAUCCAAUAUGAACCCCAGAAAGUCAAAGAGAAGAAACACUAA